UUGAGAGACUGCAAUAGUCAUCUGGACCGUGUCCCUCAGACGCCUGCUGAGGAAACUGAACUCUAGAGACACACCUGGAAAUUGCUCUAAGUCAAAGGAACCAGCGUCCAUCAGUCCUCCCUCCACCUUCCUCUUCAGCAGCAGCCAUGGCCCUGAACGAUGUUGAUGUUCAGAAACAGAUUAAGCAUAUGAUGGCUUUCAUCGAGCAGGAAGCCAACGAGAAGACAGAAGAAAUAGAUGCCAAGGCUGAAGAAGAGUUCAACAUCGAGAAAGGUCGCCUUGUGCAAACCCAACGACUGAAAAUCAUGGAAUAUUAUGAGAAGAAAGAGAAGCAGAUAGAGCAGCAGAAGAAAAUCCAGAUGUCCACCCUGAGGAACCAAGCCAGGCUGGAAGUCCUCAGAGCCCGAAAUGACCUCAUCACAGAGUUGCUGAAUGAUGCAAAACUAAGACUCAGCAAGAUUGUGCAAGACCCGAAGAUGUACCAGGAGCUAUUGGACAAACUAGUAUUGCAGGGUCUGCUCCGAUUGCUGGAACCAAUCGUGAUUAUACGCUGCAGACCACAGGACCUCCUUCCUGUGGAGGCUGCCCUGAAAAAGGCUGUCCCUGAGUACAUGGCAAUCUCCCAGAAGUGUGUGGAAGUCCAAGUAGACCAAGAGGUGCACCUGGCUGGGAAUGCAGCUGGAGGUGUGGAUAUGUACAGUGGAGAUCAGAGAAUAAAGGUUUCCAAUACUUUGGAGAGCCGACUGGAUCUCUUAGCCCAGCAAAAGAUGCCAGAUAUACGAAAGGCCUUGUUCGGAGCCAAUGGCAACAGGAAGUUUUUUAUGUAG
Molecule: messenger RNA, 827 nt
Organism: Condylura cristata (star-nosed mole)
Lineage: Eukaryota; Metazoa; Chordata; Mammalia; Eulipotyphla; Talpidae
Gene: ATP6V1E2
Product: ATPase, H+ transporting, lysosomal 31kDa, V1 subunit E2
Exons: 2
Coding region: 147-827 (226 amino acids)
Biological process (GO): proton transmembrane transport
Cellular component (GO): proton-transporting two-sector ATPase complex, catalytic domain
Molecular function (GO): proton-transporting ATPase activity, rotational mechanism
Source: RefSeq, a predicted model, not a curated record